GAGUUGUGGUUUCUUAUUAUGGGAGUUCAUGUCUGGCUAGGGGGGAAACGAAUUCGGCCACAUCUCCGGGUCGAUCCACUAGAGGAUUUACGGUGUGUGGGAGAGGCCCAUGGAGGUGCACAACGAGGUAGAUGGAUCAGGUGUACCCCUGGCCGUGCUCCUCAAGCGAGAGCUGUGCAACCAGAAGGUGGAGAAACCGGAUAUCCUGUUCGGGGAGGCGAGCAAGAGCAAGAAAGGGGAGGACUUCACGCUUCUCGUGGCCAAUUGCCACCGCACUCCAGGCGAGGGCCCCGGUGACAAUGCAGGCGGCGGCGACACCAUCUCGAUGUUUGUGAUUGUUGAUGGCCACAACGGACCUGCGGCUGCAGUAUACACUAGGGAGAAUCUCCCAAACAAUGUGUUAGCUGCUAUUCCUCCAAAUCUUACAAGUGAGGAGUGUACAGCGGCAUUGCCAAGGGCACUAGUUGCAAGUUUUGUUAAAACAGAUAAAGACUUCCAAACAAAAGGUAUUGUUCUUUCAUUAGAUUUACACUUUUAAGUACUGCAAGGGAUGAUAUAUGUACGCAUGAUUAUUAUGUGGAGGCUUAUAGCAUUACCCCCUCUUCAAAAAUGUAUCUUCCCUUUAUUACAUGUUCUUAUGUAGAAGUACUAUUUGUUUAAUAGGAUAUAAGGUAUACAUAUUUAUCAUCCAUAAUAAAAAAGUAGUUAUCAAUGUCUGGGUGAUCUUUGCAAAGCUAAACAUAUUACUGUUUGCUGCAUUGAUGGUACCUUUAUGAUUUUUAGCUGCUUAUAUUGCAUAGUAUCAUCAGUAUUGUUGCUCUGCAGUGUGAAUUGACUGCAACAUUGUUUUCAGCUGCACGCUCAGGAAUCACGGUGACUUUUGUUAUAAUAGAUGGAUGGGUUGUCACUGUAGCAUCAGUUGGUGAUUCGCGUUGUAUUCUAGAAUCUGCUGAAGGUUCAGUUUACUUCUUGUCUGCUGAUCACCGCCUGGAUGCCAAUGAGGAGGAGUAUGUUCA
Molecule: messenger RNA, 1016 nt
Organism: Triticum urartu
Lineage: Eukaryota; Viridiplantae; Streptophyta; Magnoliopsida; Poales; Poaceae
Source: RefSeq, a predicted model, not a curated record